GCAGCCGCCUCCUCCUCCUCGCCGGCGCUCAUGCCCCAGGGCCCGUGGCGCCCGGCCGCGGAGCCCCCCUCGCCGUGGAGCCGGCCCGGGCCGCCCGCCCGCGAACGAUGAGCAGCCGCUGCCCCGCGGGAGGAGCCGGCUGCUGUUGCUGCCGCCGCCGCCGCUGUGGCUGCUGCUCCUGCUCCUGCUGCUGCUGCCGGCGCCGCUUCGGCCCGCGCGAGCCCGACAAGCCCUUCGCCGACUCGGAGCGGGCCCAGAAAUGGCGACGCUCCCUGGCCUCGCUCCUCUUCUUCACCGUGCUGCUCUCCGACCACCUGUGGCUCUGCGUGGAGGCCCGGCAGGUCGCCGCCGGGAGGCACCGGGACCGCCACGAGGCCGGCGGCCAGGGCCAGGCGCCGCCGGAGCAGUGCUUCAGCCUCCUGGGCGACGCCGAGGACGCCUGCAGACAACUGCGGCCCGGACGGCGAGGAGGAGGAGGAGGAGGCGGAGGAGGAGGAGGAAGCGGUGGCGCCUCGGCGGAGCUCUACCUGCCUUUUUGUAAUUCCUAUACGCUGCGAGAGCUCUUCGCCGGCCUCCCCCGCCGCCGCCGCAGCCAGGACACUCGGAACUGCACGCUGGACCUGGGGGCCCUCGGGGAGGAGGAGGAGGAGGAGGAGGAGGAGGAGGAGGAAGAGGAGGAGGAGGAAGAGGACGAGGAGGAGGACUUGGCGGGGGAGGGGGGCCCGAGGGGGCGCCGGUGGCUCCGCUCCUGCCGCCGCUGCGUCCUGGCUUACCAGAGCUACGACCAGCAAGCGCGGGAGCGCUACCACGAGUUCGAGCUGGUGCUCCAGAAGUACCUGCAAGCCGAGGAGUACUCGGUGCAGUCGGGACCCGAGGAGUGCAAGACUGUCUACAAAGCCUGGCUCUGUUCCCAGUAUUUUGAAGUCACCCAGUCUCACUGCAACCACACAAUUCCUUGCAAGCAAUACUGUUUGGAGGUUCAGACAAGGUGUCCAUUUAUAUUACCAGACAAUGAUGAUGUCAUCUAUGGAGGAUUAUCCAGUUUCAUCUGUACAGGGCUCUAUGACAACUAUCCAACCAAUGCAGAACCAGAAUGCUGUGAUGUCAGAUGGGGACUAUUAUCAGAUAACCAAUCCAAAGGGACUAUAAAAACAAGUGACUCGAUGAUGUGUCACCGGACAUCACUUACAGUUUCAUCAGCAUCAAGACUGUGUAACAGCAGACUUAAACUGUGUGUUCUUGUAUUAAUUCUCUUACAUACAGUACUAACGGUCUCAGCAGCACAGAACUCAACGGAACUGGGCUUUGGAGGCAUAACAAAUUUGGAAGACCAUUCAGCCAAUGAGGAAUAAAAGAACUGAUCCAUCUCCUCCCACAGGCACACAGCAGUCCCACACAUACUGCAGUCAAACAUGAGAAAACUGGGUCCUUUUGCCCUCCGUUAACUCCUCCAAAGGCCUUCUGGGUAAAACUCAACAGAUGGGCCAUAAUCCAAACAGGACACAUCAUAUACAGCUUUUUAUUGACUAAAAGGCUGUCUGGUGACUUAAAUUUCUCGCACCAUUUUAUACACUGUGUUUUAAUGUUUGGAGUUUCUUUUUUUGGUUUGUUUUUGCACUUGUUAAUACAGGAUUUUAUUUUUUUCGGACAGUUUCUCAGAGCUAAACUAAGUCUUUUCACUGUCUUAUCUAUUUCUAGUCAUUGUGUGUGUUCAUCCAAUAGUUCUGUCUUUUAUGUCUUGUCAAUUUCUAUUAGAGAAAGAACUGCUGUGAUUCCAUGGCAAAACUAGCAGAUGAAAAAAAUGAAACCAGCCCCCUAAAUGGCCGUGUUCCCCACAAAAAUGGUUCUCCUUCUUCCCCUCAUCCGAAGUGCCCCAAAGCAGACAAUGCCCGCUUGCUUUCUGUCUGUGUAAUCACAAUGAAUGGGCACAUGUCUCAGAUGAGCCUCUGCCACUGUUGCAUUUGAGUCCCCUGACUGAAUAAACCCAAAGUGAGGCUCCAUGGGUGGAGGGCAAGGAGGCUGUCAGAAGAAUGAAGUGCUCUCCAUAGGAUGGUGAGAUUAGUGAAAAUUGUAAUGUAAAGAAAUCUAUAACAAACUGUUGCUCCAAUUCCCAUUUUCAAAAAAGUCCAGUCCUUUUUCACUGGUCAGUUGAACAGGAGCAGCCUGGUUUAGAACAUGGAAUGUGAAAAACAGGUUAAGGGCUCAGCAAGUUGAGGAGAUAGGAGGCCAUCAGAAUGGCGAUGAAAAGUUUGGCAUUCAUUGUGAAUUACAAUUUUAAUUCUUCUACAGUCACUUAAUUGGCACAUGCCAAUAUAGAAAUCUAUAGGGGCAAAAAUCUUUUCUCUUCUUUUCCUGACAAAGCUGUAGAACGCCUACAAGGGUUUCAUUCGGAGGCUGCCUUCACACAUUGUGAUUGCUGUGAGAAGAACCAUUUCUUUGCAGAAAGUAUAGUAUUUGUGGACAUCACACAUGGGUGUACACACAUCUAGUGCACAUAUGAAUGUACACCUGUCUUGGAUUUGCUGGACCAACCAGAAUCCCCAGAGAAGUCCACUGGUGCAUUAAGAUGGAGGUAUACAAAUGUCUGACAUCUCUGUGGUUCUAUCUUGCAGCAAUUUAGUGUGUGAAGCUCUCCUCAAAUUGGGGAUUGUCAACAUGCCACACGUUGGGACUGUCAACACGCCACCUUCUAGGUGUUGAUGGACUGCAACUCUCCCAGCAACCCUAACUGAUUAUAUCCAAUGGUGAGGAAUGAUGGAAUUGGCAGUUGAACCUCACCUGGAGUUUGUAGUUUGUCCAUCCCUGCAUUAAAUAUUGCAUUUAUAUGAAAUCAUCCUUGAAAGUGAAGGGGGUUAUGGCAUUGGGAAUGGAUAGGAGAUAGAAUAAUAUGUUAGUUCACACAGCUGAGGGAAAACAUUUCUCCUUUUUCUUUAAAAUAGAUCAUUUUCAUGCGUGUGCAAUAAAAUUGAUAUGAUGGGCUAUGCGUAGUCAAGUAGGGUGGGGGAUGAACAAUCCAAUUGCCUUUUUCAUUGCUUUUUUGGGUAGGAUCAUAUCACAUGCUGAGUGUAUGAGAACUUGCUUUUUAAAAAGGCUUUUUAGAGUUUACACUAGAAUAAAUGGAAGGAAAAGUUAAUAAGGGCUGUUUUUUUAAAAAAACUUUUCAAUCCUUCCUGUUCUCUAACUACACUUGGAAAGUGCACUUUAGAGCUGUUUGCUGUGUAGCUGGGAGAUGAAGGAAACAAAAAGAUAGUAAAUAUUCUCUUAGCUCUAAUCUAUUAUCUGCAUUCUAGCUAUCAAUAUCCUUCUUCCCUGUCCCCUUUCAAGAAGCAUUUCUGUUCAUCACUGCGGUGUUGAUAUGCAUUUUAAUUCAUGUUUUCUGGUUUGUGAAGUUCUGCAAAAAAGGAAAGAAAAGACAAGACAAGAAAAAGAGAACAAUCCCUUACUGCUUUGGCAGGUUAAAAAUAAUGCAUUUGUUAAGAUGUAUAAGCUCAACUAUUUUGCAAGACUUCUUGUUUUGAUAGUGUUUUGCUAUGACUGAGAAUGAGGAUCUUAAAAUGACCUGUGCAAAUACAAAAAAGCACGUAAAAUGCAGUUUUCCAGCUUCAGUUUCUUUCCUGACCCUUUCCCCUUCUCUCCACUGUGCAUGCGCACACAGAGGUAUCCUAUUUACACAGCAUUAAAAACAUGGUGCAUUUUUUGCCUGAAAGAGCACAUCUUAUGAAUGAUGCUGGAUAUUAUGGGAAUGCUUUGAAGACAGGUGGGUGGUGGGUGGGAAAGAGAAAGCUUUAACCAUUGAUAGAAUGUAGAUUUCAAAGCAUAUCAGGUCUAUUACUAAAAGUAAUGCAGCAAUAACUGGGCUGGGCUGCAGUACUGGAGGGAUGUAGGUCACACAAGUCAGAAAGCACUUGGGUGCGCUCUUGUUCAACUGACCUCUUCUCCUGAUAUUAAAUGUGUAUGGUCAGAAAACAGUUUGUUAUAAACCUUGAUCUACCUCUGCUGUGCAAAGGCCAUUCAACCACAUCCAUUCCUGUGGCAUACAUUGCAUUGUUUUGGUUCAUUCGUGAACUAAACACAUUCAUCUUCUUUCUCCUCUUUUCUUUUCUUCUUUCUGGUUUGUACUGUCCCAAUACAGUAGGGAGUUCCAUUUAUCUCAUGGUUGAAGUAGCGUCUAAAGAAGAGAUGCGGUUAUAAACUCAGAUGGCACCCUAUUUUGCCUCAUGGUGACGUACUGCAGAGAAUACCAAAUGAGAAAUCAUUAUUUCUUCCUCUCCUAUGUCAUUUUGUAAAAUGUGUUUUCAGGGGUGGAGAAACACAGCUUUAUCACCCCUUGGCUUCAAGCCGAGAGUGGUAUAAGAGGACAAGAGCUGAAGAAAAAACAGUGGCAACUUGAUCCAAAUGCUUUCAAAAAGAGAAGCCAAACUAUGAGUAAAAUGAAGCAGGAAGCACAACCCGUUUCACUUAAAGACGCCAUAAAAUAUCCCCUUCCGUUUCAAAUAGGUGCCUGCAGUUACAUGGUCUGUGAAUUCUUUGUCACCAUUUUCCCAUUGCCCUUUCUGUCAUUUAUUCAUUUAUUUGAUUUUUUUAAAAGGAAUAUCAUGUUCCCGGGGAGCCUGCUGCUGUGAUGUAUGUUACUGUUUGAGCCAGGGUAUUUCUACUCCAGCAGUGUGGUCCGUAUAUUUUCUUAGUGGCAGCUAGGAAAUCACACAUACAGAAAAAAGACUCUUUUUAUGAAGUUCAGAGAAACGUAAUCAUGUAUGAUGCAAAACCUCAUCCCAUCCAUUCCUCAUCCGUAACAGUUUUCUUGGCACAAACCUGAGCAUGCUUGAUAUUGUGCACCUAUUACUUUUGCCCGAAUAAAUUUGCAUCUUGCCACUGUAACUGCCAUCUUGUUCCAUUUCUCCUUGUACUGUAAAACUUGGACAUACAUGAUGAACAACUGGCUUCAGAGAGACAAUGCUCCAAUAUUUUACCAUAAUCUAUGAAAAAAUGAUCUCUAUUUUGCAGUCAUAUAGGGCAGACUUCCCCCUGAUGUGUUUAUUGUUUUAUUUUCUGAAACAGAAAAUUCCAGUUUGUGCAAUAUAUGAAUACUGCAAAGCCAAAUGUCAUAAGUCACAAUCAGAGUUCUAUGUUAUUUCCUUAUUGCAUUUACAUAUGAGAAUACAUUAUAUUGACUUUUCCUUUCAUUAAAGAGAUAGAAUACUUUUUGCAAAUAUAGCUAUCCAAGGUUGUCCUUCCGCACAUUAACAACAACAAAAAAGAUGGCAUGAUGCUUAACAUCCUUAAGCAGCACAA
Messenger RNA from Anolis sagrei ordinatus, 5292 nucleotides. It is a transcript of the gene NALF1, whose product is annotated as NALCN channel auxiliary factor 1. Gene Ontology annotation, biological process: calcium ion import across plasma membrane. Lineage: Eukaryota; Metazoa; Chordata; Lepidosauria; Squamata; Anolidae. Gene Ontology annotation, molecular function: stretch-activated, monoatomic cation-selective, calcium channel activity. Gene Ontology annotation, cellular component: plasma membrane. The record is from RefSeq and is a predicted model, not a curated record.